This is a messenger RNA of Neoarthrinium moseri, 1320 nucleotides long. RefSeq lists its product as uncharacterized. Lineage: Eukaryota; Fungi; Ascomycota; Sordariomycetes; Amphisphaeriales; Apiosporaceae. The coding region runs from base 1 to 1320 and encodes 439 amino acids. The record is from RefSeq and is a predicted model, not a curated record. The transcript is spliced from 3 exons.
AUGCGCUCGACAUUUACAACAGCGGCUCUGUCCGCUCUCACCUUGAACACUAUCGCAGUCGCCGAAAGUGUGACGAAAUGCUCCGGUGAUAUUUGCUUCUCUGCGGCCGUCCCAACGACCUCCAGCUCAGGAAACGGCAACCUCUACUUUCAGAUCUCAGGUCCCACCUCGUACACGUGGCUGGCACUGGGCAGCGGCGACAGCAUGGCUAGCUCCUACAUGUUCGUCAUGUACACGGACGGCUCCGGGAACGUGACGGUCUCGCCGCGACUGGGAACGAACCACCAGAUGCCUUCGGAGGACACCAGCUCGUCGGCUGCGAAGGUGACACUGCUGGCGGGCUCAGGCGUCAACGGGGACACGAUGGUCGCCAACUUCGUGUGCUCCAACUGCCAGAGCCUGUCCAAGGGCUCGGUGAGCGCCUCGGGCAGCUCCGACUUCAUUGCGGCCUGGAAGAGCGGCCCCGCCCUGGACUCGUCUGACAAGGACGCGGCCAUCGCCGAGCACGACUCCCACACCGCCUGGGCGUUCAACCUCCAGCAGGCCACCAUCUCGUCGGACGCCAACCCUUUCGUCGCAUCCGGCGGCAGCAACGACAACAGCGGCUCCGGCUCCGGCUCCGGCUCCGGCAGCAGCGGCAGCGGCAACAACUCCGGCUCUAGCUCCUCGGGCGUCAUUGAGGACACCAGCAACAUGGACACGCCGAAGUUGAUUGCCGCCCACGGCGUGGUCAUGGCCAUCACGUUUGUGAUCCUGUACCCGAUCGGCUCCAUCCUGAUGCCGAUGCUCAGCAACUGGGUCGUCCACGCCAUGUUCCAGACCGUCGCCUUCCUCCUGAUGUGGGCUGGAUUCGCCCUGGGCGUCAUCUCCGCGCACAGGACCAAAUAUGACUUCACGGUGACGCACACGCUCCUGGGCACCGUGGUCGUGUGCCUGAUGGUGCUGCAGCCGGCGCUCGGCUGGGUGCACCACACGCACUUCGUCAAGCACCAGAAGCGCAGCGUCGUCUCGUAUGCGCACAUCGCCUACGGCCGCUCGCUCAUGCUGCUGGGCGUCAUCAACGGCGGGCUGGGCCUGCAGCUGGCCGGCGCCCCCGGCCGCCUCGUCGUCGCCUAUGCCGUCGUUUCCGCCGUCAUCGGCGUCCUCUACGCCGCCAUCAAACUGACCACCAGCUUCCGCAAGCGCAGGGGAGCCGGCGCCAACGGCGGCAGCAAGAUCCCCGGCCGCCGCGGCGACAAGUACGCCGCCGGCCAGGAGGUCGAGAUGCCCCACCGGCCGUACGGCAACGGCAACGCGGGCCAGAACGGGCACGGCUACUAA